This is a messenger RNA of Scheffersomyces stipitis CBS 6054, 4561 nucleotides long. It is a transcript of the gene CDR3, whose product is annotated as Cdr3p. Bases 82 to 4494 code for a protein of 1470 amino acids. Gene Ontology annotation, cellular component: membrane. The transcript has a single exon. Gene Ontology annotation, biological process: xenobiotic detoxification by transmembrane export across the plasma membrane. Lineage: Eukaryota; Fungi; Ascomycota; Pichiomycetes; Serinales; Debaryomycetaceae. Gene Ontology annotation, molecular function: ATP binding; ABC-type transporter activity; ATP hydrolysis activity. The record is from RefSeq and is a predicted model, not a curated record.
CGUUUUUCUCACAACUAUGAUUAUCAUUAUCUGGGAUUCAACAACGAUGCGGAAGAAAGAAUUCACAGCUUGGCCAGGGAAAUGGGCCCGCAACCCAGAUUCACCUUGAACAAGGAAAGCUCUGCAAGCAGCAGUGCUGAGACCCUAACCGGCGAAGAAUACGAUGCUUCCGUCGUUGGCCAUAUUCCGGGCCAGCGUGCAGUAUUCGACUCCAUAGAUCCAACCUUGGAUCCAGACUCGGCCAUGUUCAGCUCUCGUAGGUGGAUCCAGAAUAUGAGAAGACUCAUCGAUUCCGACUACGACUACUACAAGCCCUCUAGUUUAGGUGUAGCUUUCAAAAACCUAAGAGUGUACGGAAAUUUAGCAGAGUAUGACUACCAAACGACGCUCUCCAAUGCCUUGCGUAAGUCCGUAUCUGGCAUGUUGCAGUCUGUGCGCAAAGAGAACCCUGAUAAUUUAUUUGACAUUCUUAAGCCCAUGGAUGGCCUUAUCAAGCCUGGUGAAGUCACAGUAGUGUUGGGAAGGCCCGGCGCUGGUUGUUCGACUUUCUUGAAAACCAUUUCCCAACAUACAUAUGGUUUCAAUGUAGCAAAGGAAUCAGUGCUUUCUUACGAUGGUCUUACUCCCAAGGAAAUCAAGAAUAACUUGAGAGGUGAAGUCGUCUAUUGCGCAGAGACUGAGACACACUUCCCACAUCUUACUGUAGGUGAAACGUUAGAUUUCGCAGCCCUAUUAAAGACUCCGAGAAACAGACCCCAGGGUGUAUCUCGUGAAGCCUACGCAAGACACAUGUCCGAUGUGGUUAUGGCCACGUAUGGACUUUCGCAUACCAGAAAUACCAAAGUUGGUAACGACUUCAUUCGUGGAGUCUCUGGAGGUGAACGUAAAAGAGUUUCGAUUGCAGAAGUGGCUUUGGUUAAUGCCCGUCUUCACUGUUGGGACAAUUCCACCAGAGGAUUGGAUUCUGCCACUGCUCUUGAGUUCAUUACCUCGUUGAAGACCUCAGCCAUGAUCAUGAACGAAACUCCUCUUAUCGCCAUCUACCAAUGUCCACAAGACGCAUUCAAUUUAUUUGACAAAGUCCUUCUCUUGUACGAAGGUUACCAGAUCUACUUUGGGCCAAGUCAGGCAGCUAAGAAGUACUUUUUGAAAAUGGGCUUUGAGUGUCCCCAGAGACAAACCACCCCGGAUUUCUUAACCUCCAUCACCAAUCCCAACGAAAGAAUCAUCAGAGCCGGAUACGAAAAAGUUGUUCCUCGUACCCCAGAAGAGUUCUACGACUUCUGGCAAAGUUCUCCAGAAAGGGCCCAAUUAAUCCUUGACAUCGACACCUAUUUGGUUAAGACGCAAAAGAAAAAGGACGCUAAACACAGACUUUUGGACUCUCACCACGCCAAACAGGCUAGCAGAGCCAGCAAGAAAUCGCCCUACACCAGUUCGUUCUCAAUGCAAGUCAAGUAUAUCAUGCUCAGAAACUGGAAAAGAACCUUGGGAGAUCCUUCGCUCACGAUUGUCACCUUCUUUGGGAAUACGGUAAUGGGUCUCAUUAUCGGUUCAGUAUUCUUCCAAUUGCACAAUGAUACCAGUUCGUUUUACCUUAGAGGUUCGGUCAUGUUCUUUGCUGUUAUGUUCAAUGCCUACGCUUCUAUCUUGGAAGUGUUUUCUCUCUACGAAGCCAGACCCAUCGUGGAAAAGCACAAGAAUUAUGCCCUUUACAGACCUUCAGCUGACGCGCUUGCAUCUAUCAUUACAGAAAUGCCCAUCAAGAUAUUGACGUGUGUUAGUUUCAACACGAUUCUCUAUUAUAUGGUCAACUUCAGAAGAAAUGCCGGCCACUUCUUUUUCUAUCUCUUGAUGAGUUUCCUUGCUACCUUGUCGAUGUCCCAUAUCUUCAGAACGUUCGGAGCUGCAACUAAAUCGAUCUCGCAAGCUAUGACUCCGGCGGCCAUCUUAUUAUUUGGAUUGACUACCUUCACAGGAUUCGUUAUUCCAACCCCAUAUAUGCAUGCCUGGUGCCGUUGGAUGAGUUGGAUCAAUCCUUUGGCUUAUGUGUUUGAUGCUCUUAUCUCUAACGAAUUCCACAAUCGUGAUUUCCCUUGUUCUGAUUUUGUUCCGGCUGGUCCGGGAUAUCCAACCACAGGCGAUUCAGUCACUUGUGCUUCUGUUGGAGCCGUUAGAGGUUCUAACGUAGUCAAUGGCGACAAAUUUAUUGCCCUUUCAUACCGGUACUUCUGGGUCCACAGAUGGAGAAAUUUUGGUAUCUUGAUUGCUUUUGUGAUUUUCUUCUUGCUCACCUAUAUCUUUAUAGUUGAAAGAAGCAAGGCAGCUGUGCAAAAGGGAGAAAUCCUUGUUUUCCAGAGAAAGACGAGAGAAAGACUCCGCAGACUCAGAAGAAAAAGAGAUAUUGAAACUGGAAGCUUGGAGAAAUUGAAAAGCACCGAAUUGGAUGACGACAGAAGGUCUUCUAAAGAUAGUUUCAUGGAAACAAAACUUCUUGAAACUGCUGACAUCUUCCAUUGGAGAAACUUGACUUAUACCCUCAAUAUAAAGGGAGAAGAGAGAACAAUUCUUAAUAAUGUUGAUGGCUGGGUUAAACCGGGCCAAGUCACAGCUUUAAUGGGUGCUUCCGGUGCUGGUAAGACUACUUUAUUAAACGCACUCAGUGACAGAUUGACUACUGGAGUGGUUACUUCAGGCAUUCGUAUGGUCAACGGUGGUCCCUUGGAAAGUUCAUUCCAAAGAGAUAUUGGAUAUGUUCAACAACAAGAUUUACAUUUGCAAACGUCGACUGUAAGAGAAGCGCUCAGAUUUUCAGCCUACUUGAGACAGCCAUCCUCCGUCUCCAAGCAAGAAAAGAAUGACUAUGUUGAAAAUGUCAUCCACUUAAUGGAAAUGGAAAAGUAUGCAGAUGCCGUUGUUGGUAUUACUGGCGAAGGUUUGAACAUUGAACAGAGAAAGAGAUUAACCAUUGCCGUGGAAUUGGUGGCCAAACCAAAGUUGUUGCUCUUUUUGGAUGAACCAACUUCAGGUUUAGACUCCCAGACUGCAUGGUCCAUUUGUCGAUUGAUCAGAAAGUUGGCCGAUCAUGGACAAGCUAUAUUGUGUACUAUCCAUCAGCCUUCUGCUAUCUUGUUGCAACAGUUUGAUAGACUUUUGUUUUUGAAGGAAGGAGGUCAAACAGUUUACUUUGGAGACUUUGGUAAGAAUUGUUCCAGCUUAAUCAGUUACUUUGAGAGCCAUGGAGCACCUAAAUGUCCUAGAAGUGCAAAUCCUGCCGAAUGGAUGUUGCAGAUUAUUGGCGCUGCUCCGGGUUCGUUUGCAAAUCAAGAUUACCAUCGUAUUUGGUUAAGUUCAAGUGAAUACCGUAAGGUCCAGAGAGAAUUGACUGAAAUGGAAAAUGAAUUGGGCAACAAGCCCAGAAUCGAAGAUGCUGAUAGAAACAAGACGUAUGCAUGUUCCAUCUUUACCCAAUACUUUAUCGUUUGCAGGAGAAUCUUCGAACAAUACUGGCGUACUCCUUCGUACAUCUACGCAAAGUUGGGUAUUGCCGUGAUUGCUUCUCUCUACAAUGGAUUUACUUUCUUCAGGUCCAACAACUCCCUUCAAGGUUUACAGAAUCAGAUGCUUUCGGUUUUCCAAAUGUUCCUCAUCAUGACUACCAUGGUCCAACAGUAUCUUCCAUUAUUUAUUUCGCAAAGAGAAUUGUAUGAAGCCAGGGAAAGACCAUCCAAAACCUUCUCAUGGGUUGCCUUCAUUUUAGCUCAAAUCACAGUUGAGCUUCCAUUUCAAAUCUUUGCUGGUACUUUAGCAUUCUUGUGUUGGUACUAUCCUGUGGGGAUGUACAACAACGCCGUUCCAACAGGACAAGUGGCACAAAGAGGUGCUCUUAUGUGGUGCCUAAUGACACUUAUGUUUGUCUACAGUUCGACAUUGGGCCAACUUUGCAUUUCUUUCAACGAAGUUAAGGAAAAUGCGGCCAACCUAGUUUCCUUAUGUGUCACUAUGAGUAUGACAUUCUGUGGUAUAUUGGCUAGCAAGAAUGUCAUGCCUAGAUUCUGGAUUUUCAUGUACAGAUGUAAUCCAUUCACAUACUUGGUUUCGGCAGUUCUUUCAGUUGGACUUUCUGAUUCCAAGAUCAAUUGUGCUCCCAACGAAUUUUUGCAGUUCUCUGCUUUAGGGAACCAAACCUGUGGACAAUACAUGGCCCUAUUCCAAUCCUUUGUCGGUGGUACCCUUUUGGACCCUGAGGCUACAGAAUGCAAAUUCUGUUUACUCAAGAACACCAAUGACUAUUUGGAUACAGUGGGAAUUAAAUAUUCUACCGUUGGCCGUGACAUCGGAAUCUUUGUUUCAUUCAUUGGUUUCAACAUUAUCGGCACUAUCUUCCUUUACUGGUUGGCCAGAGUUCCAAAAGGAAAUAGACAACAAGCAUACCCUAGCAUUUUAACUAAGGCUUUCGGUUUCUUGUCAUUCUUCAACAUGGCAAAUCACUGAUUUCCUUUCUAACAUACGAAAAGUCUAUGUCUGUAUAGAUAUAUUUAUUGUAAUUUACGAAUACCUU